Molecule: messenger RNA, 5006 nt
Organism: Acromyrmex echinatior (Panamanian leafcutter ant)
Lineage: Eukaryota; Metazoa; Arthropoda; Insecta; Hymenoptera; Formicidae
Product: Polycomb complex protein BMI-1
Biological process (GO): negative regulation of transcription by RNA polymerase II
Cellular component (GO): PRC1 complex
Molecular function (GO): promoter-specific chromatin binding
Source: RefSeq, a predicted model, not a curated record
GCAAUUGAAUAUUGAAUUCGAUAUAUAUGCAGCAUGGAGCAAUAUGGUUUCUCUAAAUUAGUUUCGUGAUUGGUUACCUACGCUAUAAUAAUAUGUGAAUAAUUACCCACGGCCAUUUUGUGCCGCUUAUACUAUUGGAGAGAUCGUAAGUUUUGAUGUCGAACUUGUCUAAUUUGGGACGCUGAGCAAUGUUUUUCCGAGUGUCGCACGUACGAUUGUUUAUCCGCCAUUUUGUUCUGCUAUCGUACGCGCAGUUUUCGGUAGCAUUGUAGUCUAUUUUAGGAUGAAUACACGCUACUGAAGCGAAUUGGAUCGUGCAUCAUUACUACUUUAUCAAUCUCCCGUACAUUUGCGGAAAGUAAUCGUCGCUCGAAGAAUGUGAGAAAUCCAAUUUCUCAGGAUGUACCUGUGAUGGCAACCCGUGACAAGUUACAUCUGACCCAACUUUCCUGACUUUUGAGGCCAAAUGACGAUUACUAAAUAAAACGGACGAUUUUCGCUUCGUUCGUCACAAUGUCAGGGCAGAGUGGUGGACAACGAGUGUGUUUGACCAGACUUAAUGAACACUUGACAUGCAAAUUAUGUGGUGGAUAUUUUAUCGAUGCAACUACUAUUAUAGAAUGUUUACACUCGUUUUGCAAAAGUUGCAUUGUUAAAUAUUUGGAGAAUAACAAGUAUUGUCCGAUCUGCGAAGUACAGGUUCACAAAAGUAGGCCACUAUUAAAUAUACGUCCUGACUAUAUAUUACAGGAUAUUGUUUAUAAACUGGUACCUGGAUGUUAUCAAAACGAAAUGCGACGUCGGAGAGAAUUUUAUGCAAAACAUCCAGAAGAAUCUAUUCAAACAAUAUCUUCUGAAGCUCGUGGAAAACCUAUAGAAUCAUACAUAUAUUCUCCGGAUGAAUCCCUCAGCUUGUCCCUGGAAUACUCUGAUCCUCAUACAAAAAAUUUAAGUGAGACGAAUACUGACAAAUCCAUUUUAAGGCGAUAUUUUCGAUGUCCUGCAGCAGUCACAAUAUUCCAUUUACAAAAACUAAUAAGAGCCAAAUAUGGCCUUGGUGAUAUAAAUAGAGUUGAUAUAAUGUACGAAGAGGAGCCAUUAUGCAGUAGUUAUUCAUUAAUGGAUGUGAUGUAUAUCUAUCAUUGGAUGCGGAAAGUACCACUGCACUUAAGUUAUAGAAUAUUUGAAACAUCUUCAAAACGCCUGAAAUUAUCGGAAGACAAUGCAAACUACAAAAAAUCAUUAAUGGAUGCUGAUAUUGAUUCUAUAGAAAUAAAGGAUGAGAAAUCGUUAAAACGCGAAUGGAAAGAGGUGCAAUUAAAAAUAUCGGAAACAGGAGUAAUGAGUAUAACCGAUAUAUCGAAUACAGUACAUAAAAGAGACAUCGAGACUUUACAAGAUGAGAAAAUUUCAGAGGAGACUAUAGCCUCCAUUGCGGAAAUUAAUAAAGCAGAUUCGGUGAUAGAAACUUGUGGUAUUCCUAAAUCUGUAGAAAUAAUGCAAUCUACUUUAAUCAUUGAUCCAGAAUUAACGAAAAAUCCAAUAUUUUCUGAUCCGAACGAUGCAUUCCUUGUUACGAAUGACGUUAAGUUUCCAAACGAGAAUUUAUCGACUAAGAAUUGUAUGCCACUAACAACCAAUCAGCACAAUGGAACUGCUACAAAGCAGGCAAAUGAAACAAGAAAUUGUACCGAUUCUGCAAAAUCGCAACAAGAUGCACAAGAAGUAAAAAUCCAAAAUCAAACUGUUAAUGUCGAAGACAAAUCUGAGACAGUUUCACAAGAGCAAAAGACUAUUGAUCAAUCGGCAACACAAUUUACAGAGAAGAAAGUAGUUGAAAUUAAAGAUAAAGAAAAGAUAGACGCACAUGCGGAAAAGAUGUCAAUAAAUAAUAACAACAAUAGUGCGGAUUUUCAGACUGAAUCUCAGAAGGAAUGCAUUAAAAAUUUAAGUGAAGCGAAAAUUGUAAGUGCUGGAUCAAAAAUUGACGCAUUGAGCGCGAAAUUACAAUUUCAACCAAAAGUAGGUCAAGUUAAUAACACUUAUUCCAAGAAAGCACCGAAGGAAAAACGAGCGAUGCUGCAGCAAGGUACGAAAAAAUCCGAUGUAAAAUCGUCAACCGAAGAUACAAAACUUACUGAUGUGAAAGCGCAAACAAAUUGUGAGAAUGUAACGAGCAAAGUAUCAGUUUCGGUGGCAACUUCUUCACAAAAAUCAGUUGUGUCUACUACGGUGGCAUCUCAAAAUAUUUCAGAUUCCUUGUCAGUAUCUGAUAAACAAAAAGUUCUUGACGAGAAGAAUAAUCAAAGUAUAAGUAUUGAUUUGCAACAGGCUUUGAAUUUGUUGGAACAGAGAAAUUCGCCUAUACUAGCAUCGUCAGAGUCUGCUCCGAAAACGAGUCACACCGCCGGUAUGAUCAAUCAAAGAUUAUCGAACAAUAUAGUCACGAUGAAUGAGGAUAUUGUGUCUACUGAAUCAAACGUUUCUACAGCCGCAAUUAGUCAGACAACAUCAACGUUUCCUUACGUUUCACUUCAUGACAUCGUAACUAACUCAGCCGUCCUAAAAUCAGCAUUAAAGAAUUCCAGUAGCAUAUCUCAGAAAUCGUUAGGAACAUCGCCCAUUGCUUGUUCAACAUCCAACAACCAAAUAUCGCCGAUGCCUCAAUUCAACAUGCAAACGUCACCCAUGAAUAUGUAUUCUAUACCUACGUCGCUGAAGAAUAACUACAGUAACAUAAGUCAAAAUGUAACUACUGUAACGGCUGUAUCCACAGCAACGAUCACUACGACGGCGAUGUCAAAACCAAUAUCGACCGGUGCGUGUCCAAUACCUCCAUGUCCGGAUGCAAUCCCUAUAUCUCUGAUGAAACAAAUAUCCAUGCGUAAGCAGGACGUGGCUGCAAAGGGUACCAAUCUAAAUGAAAUUUGCGCAAAAAUCGGUUCCAAUACGAUCGGCUCGAAGAUCAAUGAUAUCUGUGCAAAGAUAGGAGAAAAUUCAAAGGAGAAGAACAGAGUAGAUACGCAUAGUAAGUCGGAAGUACCAGAUCUGCUUAGAAUAAGCGCGAAGAAGAAUUCUUUGCCAUUAUUACCCAAAUCAGAUACAGCAUUGAAGCAUAUACCGAAUAUCCCGAAUGUACCAGUGUACACUCCAAGUAGCAAUGCGACAAUGGAGAAUAAAAACAUCAAGCCUGCCUUACCUACGUCUACAUCUGCCAAUAUGCUGGGGGUGUCAACGUCUUCAGUACCGGCAUCGUCUCACGCAAACCAGAAAUUAGCGCCUCUCAAGAAGCAAAACCAAUCGAUUGGAUACAAAACGUUGCGCGAUCCACCUAAGUCUUGGAACCCUACAUUGUCGAAAAAUAAUUACGUAGCGGCAAAGAAUCAGGCGAAGGAGAUGCAAAAUCAAACUCAGACUUCUAUGUCCGAGAGUACAAACAAGCAGAUCCCAUCUAAACCGGCUAAGAUCUUCAAAAUGCGAAACAUGCCACGAUACUUGGGUAAUCCCGCAUCAGGUGUGAAGCCCAUGUAUGGGGUCGUAAGCGACACGAAGGAGAAAGAUCAAUCAACAACCAACACGAAGGGUGCUACUCUCAAUAUGAUGAAGAUCGAUCCUAAGACAUUGUCACCCAUCGUCUCCACGAUUAAUUCACCGAUCGUUUCACCACCACUUUAUUCGCCGAACGCUCGAAGCUAUCAGAAUACUCCGUUCUCACGGGAUAUAUGUCGAAAUACUGGCUCGCCUAUAUCGCCAAGAAAUUCUCCGGUAAAUAUGUUGUCGACCAAUCCAUUCAUACCAUCUCCCACGCCCAACACUAAUCCUCGAAUCAUAUAUUCUCACUUUCCGUCUCCGUUCCCAGACGCAAGCCGAUUUCCGAAUCCUUUGAUACGAUCGCCCUAUCAGCGAUCGAGUUAUAUACCGCAGACUACUGGUUACGUGCCAGUGGUUGGCCAACCGCCGACGGUACAGAGAAUACCACCCAGCACGCAUUCAUCCUCGCCAAAGUCGCCCAAAGCCUCGUCACCGAGUUCGAUCUCGUCUACAUUCAACCUUGGGAAGGCGGAAUCGCAGUCGUCGAUCACAUCAACAGUAGACAAUGUCGCGCUACUUCUCUCUAAGAAUGUAGCCGUACCAGUAUCUGUGUCAUUGCAACGAGAACUUAACGCGUUCAAUCUAUCCAAAACUGGCGGUUUGUCCCCAAGUCCGACGUCCAACGUUGCUAAAACAUCGUCCACGAAUGAUGCCAACGUUGAGACGCAGCUCGCUAAACCAAAUUCUUCUUCGCUUAAUUUGAUGGCGGUUACGGCAAACGCCGAAGUACCCGAGAAAUCGAACUUGCCAAGCAAUGCUAAUGAACGAAAACAAGGUAAAGAAACGGAGGCGCGAAAAGUGCAGGAAACCGCACGAUAUAAAGAAGACAGCUCCAAGGCGAAACUUACGGAAACGAAAUGCAGUGUAGAAGUUGUUGACAACGUUGCGAGCCUGCACGACAAAAAGGAAAAAAAUCAAGCGGCCAAAAUCAACGGCGAUGUUACAAUAGAACAGUUCGCAAAUAAGAAAUCUAAGGAAGCUGAUAGUAACGACGAGAAGAAGACGACAGCAGAGACGAGCGAGCGAGAUGGCCAAGUAGAACGGUCUUCGCCCAAAGAACGGAAUAGUAUUCCGAAGAUUAACACACAAGCCAAUAUCAAUGACUCGUCAGCAGACGGUUCCAAGAACGAAGAUCUCAGCAAGAGCGGUGAGCAGAUACAGGGUAAUAAAUCUGAAGUACAAAAAAAUAAGGCAGAAACGUGAUCGAGAGAGGAUUAAUCGUCUUUAGAUGCGAGUCGUAAAAAUCUUGCUACGCGUAUCAAUUGCAUUUAAUUCAAGAUGGCGUGGCUUAAGUGUAAGAUCAAUCCUAAACAAGCUUAUACACAGCCCAUAUUCUGAUGUUUACUGCCAGUAAUUCUAAUGUUUCCAACCGCAUGAUUGAAUAUGUGUGUGCGUGUGUGUACAUAUAUAUAUAU